AAGCAAAUGUCAGUCAGGCUGAAUAGUCAGUCAGAUGAUUAUAAAAUUCCUAAUAUUUCCUGUGUGAAUGUACUAUUCAUAAUUAUUCCAUAAUAUUCAACAUCUUCUUGAUUUAAUCGAGUCACGUAAUAAUAUCUGUGAUUUAAGUUUAUUCUAUUUUGCACUACUUAUUGCGAACAAUUUACGAUAUUUUUUUAGUAAUAGGUUCGAGCUAGGUUCCUACCUAAUCGUUAUUGUUUUAAUUUUCCAAUCAAUCAAAUUAAAAAUCUUAUCAGCAGGCCAAGAAUAUGUCGAGUGAUAAGAAAAAAGCUCUCUUUAUUUGUCUAGGUAAUAUUUGUAGAUCCCCAAUAGCUGAAGGUGUAUUUCAAAAAACUGUAAAUGAAAUGGGUUUAGGGGAUAAGUGGGAAAUAGACAGUGCAGCAAUUGGUGGCUGGCAUGUUGGGAAUCCGCCUGAUUGGAGAGCCCUGGAUACUAUGAAGAAACAUAAUGUCCCUUAUAGUAACCAUGCUAGGCAGAUAGUCACAGAUGAUUUCCAGCACUAUGAUUACAUAUUUGGCAUGGAUGAAUCGAAUAUGAAGGAUCUUAAUAAAAGAGCACCCAAAGACUGCAAAGCUAAAUUACUUCUGUUUGGUGACUUUGAUCCUCAGGGAGAACGGAUUAUAAGGGAUCCUUACUAUGACAGUGAUUCAAAGGGAUUUGAAAAGUGUUACCAGCAAUCAUUGAGAUGCUCUAAAGGAUUCCUGGAACAUAUUGAAAAGGAAACUGAUAAAUAAUACUAAAACAUAUUAUAUUAUUUACUGCUUUUUUAAUAAUACAGUAUGAUAUAAAAGUU
Amyelois transitella is the source of this 832-nucleotide messenger RNA. Its product is annotated as low molecular weight phosphotyrosine protein phosphatase. Bases 288 to 773 code for a protein of 161 amino acids. Gene Ontology annotation, cellular component: cytoplasm. The transcript has 4 exons. NCBI's taxonomy places the organism in Eukaryota, Metazoa, Arthropoda, Insecta, Lepidoptera, Pyralidae. Gene Ontology annotation, molecular function: acid phosphatase activity; non-membrane spanning protein tyrosine phosphatase activity. Gene Ontology annotation, biological process: protein dephosphorylation. The record is from RefSeq and is a predicted model, not a curated record.